UUCUCCCUGCAGGGAGGAUACACCUAUCGUCCUGCGGUGCAGACAUGUUGCUCGAACACCCGAGUUCGAGUUGUCAGAACGCCAAUUUCUCUCGCUACAGUGCAGGCCAAGAAAUCCCAGUGUGUGCAGGCUGCAACCAGCACAUUGUGGACCGCUUCAUCCUCAAAGUGCUGGAGCGCCACUGGCACAGCAAGUGCCUCAAGUGCACCGACUGCCAGACUCAGCUGGCGGACAAGUGCUUCAGCAGGGGGGACAGCGUUUACUGCAAAGAGGACUUCUUUAAGAGGUUCGGGACCAAAUGCGCGGCCUGUCAGCAGGGCAUCCCGCCCACGCAGGUGGUGAGGAGGGCUCAAGACUUUGUUUACCACCUGCACUGCUUCGCCUGCAUCGUGUGCAAGAGGCAGCUCGCCACGGGGGACGAGUACUACUUAAUGGAGGACAGCCGGCUGGUGUGCAAGGCCGACUAUGAGACCGCCAAACAGAGAGAAGCCGACUCGACGGCGAAAAGGCCGAGAACGACGAUCACGGCCAAGCAGCUGGAGACCCUAAAGAACGCUUAUAAUAAUUCUCCGAAGCCGGCCCGCCACGUCCGAGAGCAGCUCUCCUCCGAGACGGGCCUGGAUAUGCGGGUCGUGCAGGUUUGGUUUCAGAACAGGCGGGCUAAAGAAAAGCGGCUAAAAAAGGACGCCGGACGCCAGCGAUGGGGGCAGUACUUCCGAAACAUGAAGAGGUCGCGAGGAAGCUCCAAGUCGGACAAAGACAGCAUCCAAGAGGAGGGCAUGGACAGCGACGCCGAGGUGUCUUUCACAGACGAACCGCCCAUGUCCGAUCUAGGCCACUCCAAUGGCAUCUACAGCAGUAACUCUCCAGCCAUGGGGGGCCGCCAAGGGGCCACCAACCACGCCUCCUUCCCCUUGGAGCACGCCGUCAUGCCCUCCCAAGACCAGUUCCACGACAUCCGUUCCAGCAGCCCCUACGGCCUCCCUCAGUCGCCGGGGUCCCUGCAGGCGCUGCCCCGACACCAGCCUCUCAUCAACAGCUUGGUCUACCCCGAUUCGGGUCUUUCCAUCCUGACCCAAGGCGGCGGCGGGGGCAUCAACCCCGGCGUGAGGGUCUCCAUGGGCGCCGCCAACGGCCCCAGCUCGGACCUCUCCACCGGAAGCAGCGGGGGAUACCCGGACUUCCCGGCAAGUCCUGCGUCCUGGUUGGACGAGGUGGACCACGGCCAGUUUUGAUCCCUUGAUAAGAAACAAGACUUUUAUGAUAGACUGUUUCCUUUUGAGUCUUCAUUAAGGACUGGUCAUUGGUGCGGUCUUUGGAUGGAGAACUUCAUAAAAAGCACUAAUUUCCACAAAUAAACAUUGCCGUUUCAAAGACAACGUGAAGACUGCUUCCUCCAAUUCUCCGACCUUGUUUGUGUUGUCGUCCACAAUGUGUUCAGGUGCAGAAGUCUUUCAAUGUCUGGUCGUUGCCAAAUGUCAAUAUAAAAAUAUAAAUAUAUAAACGGUUUGUCAUUGUGGAGACUAUUUUUAUACCAGCCGCUCGCAGGACCGUGGAAAGGAGGAUCCAGCUCGGGAGGACUUUGUACAUUCUAUGGACGUAGAAGCCAGAUGGUCCACUGACAUCACUCUAUGCAUUUGUGUGUCUUGUUCUACUCCAAACAAAAUCCCUGAGGAGGUGCUUACCCCCGCGCCCCGGGGCUGUGAUGUAUAUGUUUGUUUAUGUGGAAAAUAUCUUAUUUAUUCCUUCUGGUGAUUGCCUGCUUAUUGUUAUGAGAAUGACUCUAAAUUAAUGAUGCAGGACU
Molecule: messenger RNA, 1804 nt
Organism: Nerophis lumbriciformis (worm pipefish)
Lineage: Eukaryota; Metazoa; Chordata; Actinopteri; Syngnathiformes; Syngnathidae
Gene: lhx3
Product: LIM homeobox 3
Biological process (GO): regulation of transcription by RNA polymerase II; neuron differentiation
Cellular component (GO): nucleus
Molecular function (GO): zinc ion binding; DNA-binding transcription factor activity, RNA polymerase II-specific; RNA polymerase II transcription regulatory region sequence-specific DNA binding
Source: RefSeq, a predicted model, not a curated record